UAUUAAAAAAAUCUGUAUAAUAUUGCUACGUGUUCCAAGUCCACUACUAGCCUGAACGUUAAAACUUAUUUGAAGCCAGAACAUCCUAGUACCUCUGUGUUCUCUGCGGAGGGUGUCUCUGUUGUCCCAGGUAACAUCAUCUUGAAUGGCAGUAAUAAUGGCUUUGAAUGGUUAUUAUUACAACAAUAUAAAGUUGGGAAAUCAACGAAGAGCACCACACAAUCUCAGUUUUCCAGGAUCAAUUUCAGUUCAUAAAUUGCCAAAGAAUAGAAGGUCAAAAUCUUACAAGUCAGGGAAUGAUAAAUUUCCUAGGUUCCUGGUAGAAAUGCGACAGACAGAAUUACCUCCAUCAAAAUAUGGUACAAAUGGUAGAGCUGUUAAAAUGGUUCCAGCAAAUGAGGUAGUGAAAAGAAAGACAAUGUCAGAGAAUAAAGUGGAAAUGGCGAGGGGUUCAAAGCAAGCUGUUAAUGGAGCAAGUUUGGUAGAAAGAGAUCCUAGCCUGGCCUUGACAAAGACAAAGAAAUCUACAACCUCUAAAGAACUUCCACCACUGGAAGAGCUAAAAGUUUUGCCCUCAGAUGAAGGAUUCAGUUGGGCCAAUGAAAAUUACAAUUCCUUGCAAAGAUCAAUUGAUGUUUGGUCUUUUGUUAUUUCUUUACGUAUUCGAGUUCUGUUGGACAAUGCAAAAUGGGCAUAUUUGGGUGACUUUACAGAAGAAAAACAGAAAAGCAGAAGGCGGAAAACUGCUGCAUGGCUAAGGGAGUGUGUAUUACAGCUUGGCCCAACUUUCAUUAAACUUGGACAGUUAUCAUCAACAAGGUCGGAUCUAUUUCCCCGUGAAUUUGUAGAGGAGCUUGCAAAAUUGCAGGACAGGGUCCCCGCAUUUUCUCCAAAGAAAGCAAGAGGCUUUAUUGAGAGUGAAUUAGGAGCUCCCAUUAAUAUAUUGUUUAAAGAGUUUGAAGAUCGGCCCAUUGCUGCUGCUAGUCUUGGUCAGGUUCAUCGUGCUAUUCUACACAAUGGAGAAAAAGUAGUUGUCAAAGUUCAAAGGCCUGGCCUAAAGAAGCUUUUUGACAUUGACUUGCAAAACUUAAAGCUGAUUGCAGAAUAUUUUCAGAGAAGUGAAACUCUAGGUGGUCCAACGAGAGAUUGGGUUGGUAUAUAUGAAGAAUGUGCAACGAUUUUGUAUCAAGAAAUAGAUUAUAUAAAUGAAGGAAAGAAUGCUGAUAGGUUCCGCCGAGAUUUUCGAAACAUAAAGUGGGUCCGAGUACCUCUGGUUUAUUGGGAUUAUACUGCAUCAAAGGUGUUGACAUUGGAGUAUGCACCAGGUAUCAAAAUAAAUGAAGUGGAUAUGUUAGCUUCACGUGGUUAUGAUCGAUUACGAAUCUCAUCUCACACUAUUGAGGCAUACUUGAUUCAGAUAUUGAGAACGGGUUUCUUUCAUGCUGAUCCACAUCCUGGAAAUCUUGCUGUUGAUGUUGACGAAGCAAUUAUUUAUUAUGACUUUGGCAUGAUGGGGGAGAUAAAAUCUUUCACCCGAGAGAGACUGCUUGAACUGUUCUAUGCUGUUUAUGAGAAGGAUGCCAAAAAGGUUAUGCAAUGCCUUAUAGAUCUGGGAGCACUCCAACCCACUGGUGACCUGUCAUCAGUGAGGAGAUCUAUACAAUUUUUCUUGGACAAUCUUCUAAGCCAGACACCAGAUCAACAACAGACUUUAUCUGCAAUUGGGGAGGAUUUAUUUGCAAUAGCACAAGACCAGCCAUUCCGUUUUCCAUCUACCUUCACCUUUGUUAUUAGAGCAUUUUCUACACUUGAAGGCCUAGGUUACAUACUCAAUCCAGAUUUCUCCUUUGUGAAGAUUGCCGCACCUUAUGCACAGGAACUUUUAGACAUAAGGCAAAAGCGACCGACUGGGCCACAACUCGUGGAGGAGAUAAGGAAACAAGCAGAUGAUGCAAGAACCAAUUCAAUAUCGAUGCCUUACAGAGUUCAAAGAAUAGAGGAAUUUGUCAAGCAACUUGAGGCAGGAGACCUGAAACUCCGAGUCCGAGUACUUGAGUCUGAAAGAGCUGCUCGGAAAGCAACAAUAUUACAAAUGGCUACCAUGUAUUCAGUAUUGGGGGGAACCUUGCUAAACCUUGGUGUCACUUUGAGUAGCCAAGGCAAUCAAGCUUUUGCAAAUGGAUCAUUCAUUGGUGCAGGCAUUUUAGGGGCUCUAUUUUUAAGGUCUAUGCAACGGGUGAAGAAACUUGACAAGUUUGAGAACAUGAUAUAAUUCGUUCCCACCAAAUUCAACUCCUUCGGGCUUCAAGCAUAUGCAUGAUAUAUAUAUAUAUUCUUGAUCUCUUUUUCCAUUCAUAUUUUUCUCAUAAGCAUAAGAUAUACGAGUACGAGUUGUACAGAAACAUGAUUGGAGGGUAAUGAAGCUGCAAGAAACUGUUCCUUCAUGAUAAAGUGAAUAUCAUUGUUUUGUAAGGAGAAAAGAAAUUUUCAUCAACCAUUGGUACAAUAGUUAGCCAAAUAACUUUUAGUUUUCACAUUUUCAUUCUAAUUAUGGCUUCCUCAAUCCUCCAAGUUAAAUUAAGUAUACGCCCUAGAGGCAAAUUGUAUAUUGAUCUUACUAGUUUGCAUCGUACCAUGUCGUUUAUUGUAUAUACAAGACAUUCCAUUCAUUGUGUUAUUUAUUUAGUUUA
Messenger RNA from Glycine soja, 2690 nucleotides. RefSeq names its product protein ACTIVITY OF BC1 COMPLEX KINASE 7, chloroplastic-like. The record is from RefSeq and is a predicted model, not a curated record. The coding region runs from base 146 to 2272 and encodes 708 amino acids. Gene Ontology annotation, biological process: regulation of response to reactive oxygen species. Lineage: Eukaryota; Viridiplantae; Streptophyta; Magnoliopsida; Fabales; Fabaceae. The transcript has 18 exons.